Molecule: messenger RNA, 4832 nt
Organism: Homarus americanus (American lobster)
Lineage: Eukaryota; Metazoa; Arthropoda; Malacostraca; Decapoda; Nephropidae
Product: peroxidase-like
Exons: 19
Coding region: 117-2942 (941 amino acids)
Biological process (GO): response to oxidative stress
Molecular function (GO): peroxidase activity; heme binding
Source: RefSeq, a predicted model, not a curated record
CCGAGGAGCAUCCAGUGGCUGUGUGUACCUCAAAGGGGAAAGAAGUGUAUCUGCCUUAGUGCUUGUCUCUGCGGUGAGACUAACUCUACCUCCUGGAACUUUGGGGAACUUUGAUAAUGAAGAUGAAUCGACGAGGGAGAUGCAGGAGGAAGCUAUGUACAGCGGCGGUAGUGUUGGUAUUCCUGGCGGGGAUCAGUGCUGCCAACCCUCCCGAGGACACCGAGAAAGCCAGUGAUACCAACCCUCCCGAGGCUGUUGAAGAAGACACUGAUAUCAAUUCCACAACGUCAGCGGAGAGAGAUAGACGUCAGGCUUAUCAGCACGGCCAAUUAUCGACAGUCGGCCAUUUCGGCCCAUACAGUGGACACCCGCCCACGUCACACCGGAGGCCGUUUUCUGUCUUCGCCUCCCGUCCCGCCGUCAUCAGCCAACCUGUCAGCUCCGGCCCCUACGGCACCCAUGGUAGCAUCAAGCCCUCGGUCAUCCAUGCUAAGCCCACGGUUUACAAGACGUCUCGUAAACCGACAGUGAUCAACCGGACACAUAAACCAGUACAACACAGGCGCGGCCCACCUCGCACCCCCGCUCACACCUUUCCCUUCACUACCCACGCCCCUGGAUUCACGCCCGUGCCCGCCCGCCCCUACCACACCCCUGGACCGAUACACCCACAUUAUGGCUAUGGGCCUCACCAUACGUCGAGGUGCCCGGGAGACUAUGCCUGCAUGCCCCUGGUGACCUGCGCCCCGUGUUUCCCCGAGGUACAGGACCAACCCCAGCUGGCUUGUUCCCUCUACGACGGUGCCCCAGGAGUCUGCUGCCCUGGACAACCCAACAGGAGUAACCUGCGGCAGGUGUUCACGGAGCCAGUGAUCGAGAUCCCAAGACUGAACAUCAACUUCGACAUCGUGGACGAGGCGGCGCGGUAUGGUGUCUGGCAGCUGGGCGAGAGGGAACUACUGGGGAGGGAGCUGCAGGCAAGGGACAUCGAGGUGACCAACACGAACGCACCUGAGUACGGCCAUCUACAGUUCUUCAAGACCUCCCCCAUGGCCAUGAGUCUCGCAAGAGAUGCCCUCGUUAGUGACGGGGCCGGGUCUCACCUCCUACACAAGUUAAGGCUGACGCCCCUACAAGCAGGGUACGGUCUGCAGCAGAUCAGCAUCAGCGACACCGUCAUCGCCAACAGCUGCCCCGCGCCACCCAGGUGUGAAGAGAAGGAUAGGUUCUACCGCACCAUCGACGGCUCCUGCAACAACCUGCAGAAUCCCAGGUGGGGUCAGGCCAGGACCACCUUCCAGAGGCUCAGGCCCCCACAGUACAGCGACGGACUCUCCAGCCCUCGCAAGAGUGUAACAGGACGUGAGCUGCCCUCCGCCAGGUUGGUCUCCGUCAGCACCGUAACGGACGUGAACAACCCCAACCCUGACCUGACCCUCUCCCUCAUGCAGUGGGGUCAGUUCAUCGACCAUGACCUCACCCACACGCCCAUCUUCAGGUUCACUAACACAAGUGGUAUCGAGUGUUGUGCUCCCUACGGCCGCGGGAAGGUGGAUCCAUCGUUCACGCACCCCGCCUGCCACCCCAUCGAGAUCCCUGAAAACGAUCCCUUCUACGGCAGGGUUGGUCGACGCUGCAUGAACUUCGUCAGAUCCAUGUUUGCCCCCCGCACUGAUCCCUGUAAUCUGGGUUUCGCCGAGCAGAUGAACCAGAUUACACACUACCUCGACGGCUCCAACAUCUACGGGUCCAGCGAGGAGGAGGAGGGGCAACUGAGAGAGUUCCAGGGUGGACUACUGAAGGUGCAGGAGAGGUCACUGCUACCUCCUGAUUUCGACGCCGACGAGUGUGAAUCUAUCCGGGAUGGUAUACCGUGUUUUAGGGCUGGAGACAACCGCGUCAACGAACAGGUACAGCUGACCGUCAUACACACAGCUUGGGUCAGAAUGCAUAACAGGAUAGCCCGAGAACUAGCCAGCCUUAACCCUCACUGGUCAGAUGAGACCAUUUACCAAGAGACCAGGAGAAUUGUGGUGGCUAUCUACCAGCAUAUCAUCUACAACGAGUGGCUGCCUCUUAUCCUUGGUAAGGACUUCAUGGCAGAGAACGGCCUACUCCCCCGGCGUGAAGGUUUCUCCCGGGACUAUGAUGAUGGUCUCAAAGCUGCUGUCUUCAACGAGUUCGCCACAGUCGCCUUCCGCUUCGGCCACACGCUCGUCCAGGGCAUGUUACAGCUGGUGGGCAAGAAGGGCAAGUCAGCAGGGACGAUAGAGCUGAGAGAGCAGUUCAACAACCCGCGGCUCGUGUACACCCCCGGCAAGCUGGACGAGUUCCUCAGAGGUCUGGCCACACAACCCGUCCAGCAGGUGGAUAACUUCGUCUCAGAGGCCCUCACCAACAGGCUGUUCGAGACCCCGCAAAUGCCCGUCGGGAUGGAUCUCGUGGCUCUGAACAUCCAGAGAGGACGUGACCACGCCAUCGCCCCCUACAACGAGCUGAGGACCACCUGUGGCCUACCCAGAGCGAGGACCUUCGAAGACCUGCUUGAUGUUAUCCCUCCAGAGGUGGUGCAGGUGUUCAGUCAGCUCUACGCCAGUGUGGACGACAUCGACCCCUUCAUCGCUGGCAUCUCCGAGAGACACGCCCCGGGCUCCGUCCUGGGGCCUACCUUCAGGUGCAUCAUCGGCGACCAGUUCACCCGCCUGAAGAGAGGAGACAGGUUCUUCUACGACUUCGCGGACAUGCCCACCUCUUUCACUGAAGCUCAACUUAACGCCAUCCGUAUGAUAUCUUGGGCUCGCGUCCUGUGUGAGUCUGGUGACAUGAUCGGUUAUGUCCAGCCCCUCGCCUUCCGUCAACCCCGCGGCCUGAACCAGCGGGUACCCUGCAACAGUGCGGCCAUCCCCGGCCUGGACCUGAGACCCUGGAUCUCUGAAGCCUAGAAAUAAAGCCUGUUAGAGGCCUCCUGCCCGACUCUCUCCAGCCUGUACAACGAGUGCUGUCGUGUUGUUCUGUGGCACGUUACUUACUCAGUGUUGUCUCACUCGUCUUCUCUUGUUCACUGGUGACACUGUCCACCGCCACACACCCAAGUUGUGUUAUGUUGCUCACAGGCACCAGGAAAGUCUGCCCCUCGCCACAUGACUUGUGGCGGUGAUCAACAAGUGCCAUCAACAGUUGUCUUCUUACCCACACCAGACCGCCUGGCCCGACAUACAGUAGUUGACGCCACCAACAUAGUCGUCCACUUACAGGAAAAACAACAUUAAAAACAAAACUAUCAACAACAGAAAACUGACAGUCAGAAAAAAUAUGUCAACUUGUCCCGUCAGCUGGAGUAAGACAGUGAUCAGUACAGUACUAAAUAAUGUUUCCGUGUAGUACAGAUGGUAACACGUCCAGUCGUUAACCCUGUGUGGUAUUAUUAGUGUCGUCUUAAGGGCUGGUGCAUGACGGCGGGGAUAAAUUAAACCAUCACUUAUGACUGAGAUUAGUUAAGAGUAGCUGUAGAGGUAGAUGUAUAUGUCCGCCCUCCGUGACACACCUGCGUUAUCGAGGGAGUCACUUCACUUUAUCGUGUUGUCACUUAUGCUUGUGUCAAUUCAACCUAUGAUCUGGUCAGCUAGGGCCAAUUCAACCUAUGAUCUGGUCAGCUAGGGCCAAUUCAACCUAUGAUCUGGUCAACUAGGGCCAAUUCAACCUAUGAUCUGGUCAACUAGGGCCAAUUCAACCUAUGAUCUGGUCAACUAGGGCCAAUUCAACAGUGUUACGGCGCUUCCAGACAAAUUCCUCUCACUUUCACUUCAGUAUUUCUUUCCCUAACAAAUACCAAACUUCACUGAAACAAAGUCGCCAAUUUUGUUGAAGAUGAAAAUUAGAUGCGGUUAUUUAAAAUCUUCAUUAAAAAGAUUCCUUACUCAUUAUCACCGUCCACAGCAUCCACUUAAUACUUCAACUGUUUAAAGGAUCUUCCACCAUCACUCACUCACCCUGCAUGUCAAGCUAUUUUAGAAGUAUGAUAAAUGUAACGUCAUUAGAGGAGGCACGCGAGCAUCAAAGUCGAUAAAUUAUACCAAUGUUUACGUUUCUACCAAGAUGUGACGUCAAAUAAUAAAAAUACAGUUCUGCAGACAAGUAGAUGCAGCGCUUACACUUACAAUCCACUUAACUGCGAACGACAAGACUGAUUCACUCGUUCACUCGGUAACAAACAAGUAUUUGAACUUGUUUACCUUAAGAAAAUAUCUAUGUAGUUCUCGCCUCUUCUUCCUCAUAAAUAUUGGACAAUGUGAGUGGAUGAUCAAUUAUUUAAAUCGUAACUAAACACAAGACAAAGUAUAUAACUAUCAGAGUCUCCCCUAAAUAUUUACCACAGACAGACAAGGAACUGAUUUUUUUUUCAGGCGACUGGAACUAACCGAACCUAACAUAAUAAACACUUAACGAUUCUAAAUUAUCUUUUAUUGUGAGACUAAUUGGUUGGUUAGUGUCGCUUUCUGUCAAAAAUAAACAAAUAUAAAGUAACAAUCCCGUCCGCGGUAAUUCUCAAUAUUGGCCAUUUUGUCUCAUUUCUCAGUUCUUUCCACUAUAAUUAUCAGGUUUCAAUAGUUCUUAUAUUUUGUAUAUUCUUUUCUCUCUAGCUCAGUCAUUAAAGAUGUAUGUUCAUAAAUUGUUAAGAGAUAUAUAUAUAUAUUUUUAAAAGCCGUAUAGUACAGUAUAUAUUCCUCUGUAAUAAAUGUGUAUAAUAGUAUAUAUUUAUUACGUGUCAAAAGAGUUAUGAUACAACACCAAGUUUUUUUUUUUUUGGGCUGGAAUAAAGAGUUUGAUUAUGA